Messenger RNA from Drosophila subpulchrella, 540 nucleotides. RefSeq names its product enhancer of split m8 protein (gene E(spl)m8-HLH). Gene Ontology annotation, biological process: regulation of transcription by RNA polymerase II; anterior/posterior pattern specification; regulation of neurogenesis. Gene Ontology annotation, cellular component: nucleus. Bases 1 to 540 code for a protein of 179 amino acids. The transcript has a single exon. Gene Ontology annotation, molecular function: RNA polymerase II cis-regulatory region sequence-specific DNA binding; protein dimerization activity; DNA-binding transcription factor activity, RNA polymerase II-specific. NCBI's taxonomy places the organism in Eukaryota, Metazoa, Arthropoda, Insecta, Diptera, Drosophilidae. The record is from RefSeq and is a predicted model, not a curated record.
AUGGAAUACACCAGCAAGACCCAGCUGUACCAGAAGGUGAAGAAGCCCCUGCUGGAACGCCAGCGAAGGGCCCGCAUGAACAAGUGCCUGGACAACCUGAAAACACUUGUCGCCGAUCUGCGCGGCGACGAUGGCAUCCUGCGGAUGGACAAGGCCGAGAUGCUCGAGUCGGCGGUGAUCUUCAUGCGGCAGCAAAAGUCGCACAAGAAGGUGGUGCAGGAGGAGAGGACCUCCCUCCCCCUGGACAGCUUCAAGAACGGCUACAUGAACGCCGUCAACGAGGUGUCACGUGUCAUGGCCUCCACACCUGGCAUGAGCGUCGACCUGGGCAAGUCGGUGAUGACUCACCUGGGACGCAUCUACAAGAACCUACAGCAGUUCCACGAGGCCCAGACCGAGUCCCAACAGAGCGCCAUGGACUGCUCCUCAAUGGACAAGGCUCCCCUUAGCCCCGCCUCCUCGGGAUAUCACAGCGACUGCGACAGCCCCGCCCCCUCGCCACAGCCCCUGCAAGAACAGCCCCUGUGGCGCCCCUGGUAA